Trichobilharzia szidati is the source of this 2289-nucleotide messenger RNA. The record is from the annotation of a GenBank genome assembly. NCBI's taxonomy places the organism in Eukaryota, Metazoa, Platyhelminthes, Trematoda, Strigeidida, Schistosomatidae.
CACGCUGUUUUAUAAUUUCACACACUUAUCAAAUCCAACAAUAAUCUACACCUGGUUUGUUAUCUUUACCGAUUGGCCAACUUGACAACAACGUAAAAAUGAUCCCAUAUUGAGGAACGGUGAUUAAGUUGUUGCAUAACAUAAGCUGAGUGGAUUUUGUAAAUUCUGAUUAUAAAAAUACUUUGAUAGAGCUAUUAGCAGCAGCAUUAAAUAACGAAACGUCAGUAAAAGCAGCAGCAACAUCGUUUUGCCCUUUUUCAUUCAUUGGAAAAUACAAAAAACAACCUUUAUUAUAAAUGUUGAAAUUUGUUCAAAUUCUAUUGAGAUAUUGUCAAUAUACUACACGAAUUCAAUCUUUUCAAAUUAUUGCAGUAUUGAUUAACCAGUUUACUUUGAUCUCCCUUUCUUUUUUACAAUAACGUAUAAAACUAGGCGUCCGUUGCACCGCCGAAAGAAUCCUUGAUACAAUAUGUUACCAGUGCAUAUUCACGUUUGGAGAACACCUAUUCAGUUAAUCGUAAAAUAAAUUACCUUGUCUGUAUAUUUAAUUCUAUACGUAAAAAUAUAUACAACGUAAAAUCUGAUCAAGAAUUUGAUGCCAACUCAUUGAAUACAGAAGAUCUAUAUGCUUACUAUGCUUGGGUAUUUGCUCGAUCUGGUCUACUACUCACCCCAUUAAUUUCAAAUGCCAGUGAACCAAAUCCACAUGGAAACAGUUCAACAACGCCCCUGGAUCAACAUCACCAUCACCAUCAACAUCUAAAUCAAUCUUUCUUGAUUUGUCCAUCUGCACUACAAGCUGACUAUCUUGAUGGAGUGUUCAAUAAUCCACAGAUGAACGAUCAAGCUACAGGACUGAAUGAUUUAUUCGGUACACUCUAUUGGAUAUGGAAUGACAAUCUAUUGAAUACCUCAUGUAAUGAAUCUAAUCCCCUGGGGAAUAGCGAAUAUUUGAAGAAGAAACCUUCAAAGUAUAUUUCACCACUUCUAUUGCAUAAACAAGAAUCACAGUGCUUUACUCAGGAUGACCCACUGCAUGAUGCUGUUGGUUCAAAAUACUCCGGUUUUUCAAAAUUAUCUCCACAUCAUCAUCAUAACAAUGGCAAACAUCAGCCAUCUGUAGAUGGGAAUACAACUCCCGGUAUAUUUCAAUCAACUAAAGAAUUCACAAGACGUCGAAUUAUUAUACCACCACGUCGGCGGAAAACAAUUACCGGUGUAAAUAUAGCAAAAACAAUCAAUACUAUUGGAAAUCUAAAUGACUUGAUAAAAGCACCAUCACCGACAGUAUUACAUAAUGGUAAAACAUUGACAAUCGAGCCAAAGAUAACCACCAAUGGACCUAACCAGCUAUCACAUCUUACAAAACCACAAUCAAUAUCUCAUUUAACAUUGAAUGAAGAUCAUUCUUAUCCCCCGUGUGCUUCAUUGUUAACCUCAUCAUCAACUUCAUCAUCAAGAUGGCGUCCAUGGAUUGCACAAUCGCCAAUGGUAACACACCCAACUAAUACAUGGUCAACUUCUAUGCCUUAUUCACUUGGACAAGUGUCUUGUGUGAAUCCGAAUCAAGGGAAUUGUUUACAAGUAUUUGUUAUGAAUGAAGAGACUAGUCGGUUACAAGUGUUAAGCUAUCUAAUUAGACCAAAUAUGACAGCUAGAGAAUUAAACAAUCUGAUCGCAUUUCAAAUGAGAAUAUUCGAUUCUAAAGAUUUUGGAUUAUUUGCCUACAUUAAUGGAACGGAAAUCCAACUGGAAGAUGAAUUACACAUGGCUGAAUUUACAAAUACAACUUCAGAUAUCCUACAUUCAGUACACACGCUUCCAGACACCACCAUUACCACCCAAACGACAAUAGCAACAACAACAACCACAACACCAUCACGUUCACAAACAGGCACAUUGAAUUCAAUCAAAGAUAAUGAAUCUCACCCAUUCAAGAGUCAUGCCUCUAUCAGUUCACGUUCUGAAUCAACAACAACUAGCAGUUCAUGUGGUGAAUCACGUUCACAGCAGACAACAAUGCAACGUAUUCGUAAGUCUAGUAAAUCACGUCCUGCAUGGUGGAUAAUGUGUGGAUCAAACAGUCAACAAACACAAACACAAAAACACCAACCGGUGAAUCCAUCAACUGAAAAUCCAAUAAGCACAGAGGUCACUGGUAAAAAUCAAGAUCUCGGCAAGCAUAAACCAAUUUUAGUUUAUCGACGUAAAUCAGGAUAUUUCGCCUUAUCAGAUCGUUUGUUAACUGGAAUGAAAUGUGCCCAACAGCAACAACAAAAUUCAGGAUAA